UGUGUGUGUGUGUGUGUGUGUGUGUGUGUGUGUGUGUGUGUGUAUGUACGUGUGUGUGGAGUCUGCGAGGCAGCGUGUGAAGGAUACCACUAGCAGCACCCGGAAAAUGAGUUUGGAGGAGACGUGGUGAGCCACUCUAGCUGAACGUCAGAAGGUCACGCUGGAAGCAGAGGUCGGGACCAAAGAGCUGUGUCACGCCCACAACGUUUCAGAUGGAGGUGGAUGCAGACGAUAAGCGCCAUCGCACACGCUCCAAAGUGCCUGUGGAUCCAGCAUUAACAGAGCUUUUCAGUGUGUACGGUUGCCCCCUGGCCAAGAAGAGGAAGAGUAUAGACAGACAAACCCUGGAAACAUCCCCCAAGAGGAGCACCUACCUUGAUGACAUGGACAACUCCACAAUGGAGGAGUGCUAUGAGACGGAUGGAACAGAGGAGAUGGAUGACCGGGAGGAAGAGGAGGAGGAAGGAGCCAUAGAGGAUGAGGAAGAAGAGGGGGAAGUGGAGGAGGAAGAAGAGGAGGAGAUAGAAGCUUACAUGGACUACGGUGUAGAGCAAAUGGAGCACGAGGAUGGGGAAGUGGAGAGAGGGGAUGGAGAGGGGGAAGAGGAAGAAGAAGCAGAGGAUGAGGAGGUAGAGGUAGAGCAGGAGGAAGAAGAAGAAGGCGAUGAAGGGAGGGUGGAGGAAGCGGAAGAGGCAGAAGAGGAGGAGGAAGCAGUAGAAGAGGUGGAUUAUGAAGAAGGAGAGGAGGAGGAAGGAGAGCAGAAUCAAGGGCAAGAGGACGAUCAGAUGAGCAGCGGUGAGGGGGGUGAGGGUGAAGGCGAUGGCGGUGGAGGCGGCAGCAGCAAUUCCAAACCUGGCUCAACAGUGGAAAAAGAUGACAACAACAAUGAUGAGUACGAAAACUACGACGAACUUGUGGCCAAGUCCCUCCUGAACCUUGGCAAGAUCGCAGAAGAUGCUGCCAACCGUGCUAUGACAGAGUCUGAGAUGAACAGUAACUCCUCUAACAGUGCUGAGGAUGAAGAUGAGGAGGAAGAAGAGGAAGAGGAGGAGGAAGACGAGGAGGAUGAUGAAGAGGAAGAGGAGGAGGAAGAAGAAGAGGAGGAGGAAGAGGAGGAAGAAGAAGAGGGGGAAGGGAAUGAAACUCAGAGGGGUGAUCUGAGUUUGGACGUUGACAGUGACGUAGUUCGAGAAACGGUGGACUCCCUCAAACUGCUGGCACAGGGUCACGGUGCAGUGCUGUCUGACAACUUAGACGGACAGGAGUUUGAGAACAGCACUGCCGAGAACGGGGAUGAGACUGACUGCACGAACAAUGGGGGAAAUACACACAACGGUGGUCAUGGACAAGUUAAAACCAUCAGUAAUGGACAAAUAGAAAACAGUGAUGAGGAGGUGUGUUUGAGCAGUCUGGAGUGCCUACGGAACCAAUGCUUCGACCUCGCUCGGAAACUCAGUGAAACAAAGUCCAAUGACCGAAACGGACCAUCCCAGCUAAAUCAUUUCUCAUGCGAGGAUCCCAAUCAACAGCCUCAGCAUCAUGGCUACGGGGACUUCCACAACAGCCAAGAUGACAGGCGAACACUCGAUAGGAACUAUUCCGACAUGGACAAUCUCAUGAAGCUCGAGGAGCAGCUGAGCCCACGGUCCAAGGCCUUCUCCAGUUGUGCACAUGACGACCGGUACCAUACUAACCACCGGGACUUUGAUGAGGACACAGCCUCUGUGACGUCAGAUCGAUCAGAAGAAGUUUUUGACAUGACAAAGGGGCAUCUGUCCCUGUUAGAGAAGGCUAUUGCACUAGAGUCCGAACGUGCCAAGGCAAUGAGGGAUAAAAUGGCUGCCGAGGCUGCUAGAAGAGAAGGGGUGAGGUAUACCCAUGAAGAUCACGGCCCGCGGCAUGGCUACGGUGUUGAGCGUAAAGCCCGGCUUCCUGAUGGUUUGAAGAAGCCUUUCUACCAUAAAGAUGCUUCACGCGUGGACAAGAAGGAGAGCCGGUGUCCGACGCCGGGCUGCGACGGCACGGGUCACGUGACGGGCCUGUACCCGCAUCAUCGGAGCCUGUCGGGCUGCCCGCACAAAGACCGGGUGCCACCUGAAAUUGUGGCAAUGUAUGAGAAUGUUCUUAAGUGUCCUACGCCCGGCUGCACGGGACGCGGCCAUGUCAAUAGCAACAGAAACUCCCACCGAAGUCUGUCAGGGUGCCCCAUCGCUGCAGCUGAGAAGCUGGCUAAAGCCAAGGAGAAGCACCAGAGCUGUGAUGGCCCCAAGUCCAACCAGGCGUCCGACCGAGUCUUAAGGCCAAUGUGCUUUGUCAAACAACUGGACUAUCCACAGUAUGGUUACAAGAACAAUGUUUCCACCAGCACACCCCGCUCCAACCUGGCCAAGGAGCUGGAGAAGUACUCCAAGACCAGCUUUGACUACAGCGCUUUCGAUGGCAGCAACAACCACCAAGUGUAUGGGAAACGAGCCAUCGCUCCCAAAGUUCACGGGCAAAGAGACACGUCCCCCAAAGGAUAUGAUGCCAAACGUUACUGCAAGAACUCCAGCUCAGCCAGCAGCACCACCAGCACCUACGCCCCCAGCAGUAGCGGCAGCAGCCUGAGUUGUGGUGGAGGUGGCGGUGGAGGGGGCGCAGGAGGUGGUGGAGGGGGCAGCAGCGCCAGCAGCACCUGCAGUAAAAGCAGCUUUGACUACAGUCAUGACAUGGAAGCCGCCCACAUGGCGGCCACGGCCAUCCUCAACCUGUCCACCCGCUGCCGGGAGAUGCCCCACGACAUGGGGGGGAAACCGCAGGACCUGUGCUCACAGAGUCCCGGUCUAGAUGUUGAUGAGAACGGUACGUUGGACCUGAGCGUGAGCAAGCGUCUUUGCAGCGGCGGCGGUGGCGGUGCAGGUGACUCGGUGCUAACGCCUCUUGAGCCCAUGUCCCCCCAGAGGCAGGCCGCCCUGCUGGGCUCCCGCUGCUAUGGCAUGGGGGAUGCUGCAGACUGCUGGGACCUCCCUGUAGACUACACCAAGAUCAAACACAUAGACGAGGACGAGAAAGAGCCGGACGAUCUCGACCCCUUCCACGACCUCUUGGACGACGGCUCCUAUACCACAGACGUCAACAUGCCGAGCCCCAAGCCUAAAUACCUCCAAUGCAAGGAGACAAAGAAGGACCUGAUAACUCUCUCAGGUUGUCCUUUAGCUGACAAAAGUAUUCGAAGCAUGCUGGCCAACAACGCACAAGAGCUCAAGUGCCCGACACCAGGGUGCGAUGGUUCGGGACAUAUCACUGGCAACUACGCCUCACACAGAAGUCUUUCAGGGUGUCCGCGGGCCAGGAAAAGUGGGAUAAAGAUCAUCCACAGUAAAGAGAACAAGGAGGACCAGGAGCCUAUCAGGUGUCCAGUCCCAGGAUGUGAUGGUCAGGGUCAUGUGACAGGGAAGUACGCAUCCCAUAGAAGUGCAUCAGGAUGCCCCAUAGCAGCCAAGAGACAAAAGGACGGCUACCUAAACGGCAUUCAGUUCACAUGGAAGUCUGGGAAGACGGAGGGCAUGUCCUGCCCGACGCCGGGCUGCGACGGCUCGGGUCACGUCAGCGGAAGCUUUCUGACACAUCGGAGUCUGUCAGGUUGUCCACGUGCCACCUCCGCCAUGAGGAAAGCCAGGCUCUCCGGAGUGGAAAUGCUAACAAUAAAGCAGCAGCGUGCCAGCAACGGGCUGGAGCACGAGGAGGAGAUCAAACAGCUGGAUGAAGAAAUCAAAGAUUUAAGUGAAUCUAAUUCACAAGUGGAAGCAGACAUGAUCAAACUUAGAACACAGAUCACAACAAUGGAGUCCAACUUGAAGUCCAUAGAGGAGGAAAACAAGGUGAUUGAACAGCAAAAUGAAUCUCUCCUGCAUGAGCUGGCCAACCUCAGCCAGUCACUGAUUAACAGUUUAGCUAAUGUCCAGCUCCCUCAUAUGAAACCACUGACACACAAAGAGCCUCCUCUGAGGACUAACAGCUGCUUACAGAUGCACCAGCAAGAGCCAAUUAGUGAACAGAACUUUGAUGCCUACGUCACCACUCUGACGGACAUGUACACAAACCAAGAGCAGUACCAGAGCCCAGAGAACAAAGCCCUGCUGGAAAACAUCAAGCAGGCUGUCCAAGGGAUCCAGGUGUAACCAACCAAUCAGCAAAGGAAGACUUUUUGUUCCCACCGCAGGUGUGGGCAGCGAAUCAGAAUCCACGUACAAACAAGCAGUGAUGGUUUGAUCUCCUCGGUCCGGUGCAGUAACUUCUAAAGUGUUAUAUAUUCUAAAUUCUGUUCUUUGAAAAAAUGCUGAGGCGCUAAGCGUAGGAAGACCUCGAGAUCUUUUCUUUCUGUCUUUUCUUUCUGGGUUUCGCUGUGAGGGAGAGCAUCAAAACCGCAGAAUUAGUUUUUGAGGACAUUCACAUUUUGUACGUUUUCAUAUGAGCUGACAUAGUGUCAUGUAAUGUUUCUAGCUGCUCAUGUAUGCACAUUUUUAGUGUAUAUUUCUGAACAGUAAGCUAAUGCUAAUGGAACGUGAGCUCUUUUUGACCAAGAAAAGCAGCGACGGAGGAGGAAGCUACGGAUUUUUCUCCUCACGCAGUGGACGAUUCUGGACUUUUAGAUGUUUUUUUUUCUUUGUCUUCUUCUUCUUCUUCUUCUUGCGUGUAGAUUGUUCCAGAGCAAGAACUGGUUUUGCAGAUCGCUUUAUUUUCUGGCAAUGCUUGAGAAAAGUUUGUGCUUUGUUUUAAUGAAAAGACGUGCAGCUGCAGGUGGGGGCAUUUUUAAAUCGGUGCUGUAAAUGAACCCGGAGAGGAAACUGACCUGAUGUUUGUAUGAAUGUAUGUAUGAACAGUUCUAUCGGAAACAUCAUUACACGGAAACCUGAUGGUGGAAAUCCCAUUACCUAGGAGAGCCAAUUGAAUCCUAGAGGAACACGUCAUGUUCACAUGCUCAUCGUUAAUUAGUAGAAAAGAUGUGUAAAGACCUAUAGAGACCUCUCUGCUAUCAAAUCUGCUCAAUUUGGAGACUCGUGUUGGAAACGUCUCUGCAAUAUCAGAACUAUUGUUUCUAGCAGGAACGUGAUGCAAUCUGCAAAGGAAAAACGGUUGGGUAUAUGCAAUCUCUUGUUUAUAAGCAUAGCGGGGUAACAGGAAUCUUUUUAAUAUAGCCUGUAAUGUAAAAUAUUGAUUUUUAUACAAAUCUUUUAAUACAAAAAGUCUUUUUAAAAAAGGAGGAGGGAACCUGGACGUUGAGUUUUAGAAGCGGAAGUAUAUGAGUUCCACUUUUUUUCUGUACGAUUUUGCACAGGGACACCUUCGUUUCCAUGUUUUGAUGUUCUUACAGAAGCUAAAAGCAGUACCCGAGAGCCUGAAGCGAGGGUUUCCGAGGGUUUUGUAAAGAGUAUUUAUAGAGUAUGACAGCGGGACUUACAGGGUCACUGUCCCCACUUAUGUGCCAGUAGACUAUUUGCACUUGUCCUUGAAGAUAUUAUCCUUACGUACGGCGGCGUGCAAUUUCCCAGGUGACCUCUUUGGCACACGAUCGGAUUUCGUACCACUGAGAGAGGAAGAACAGGGACUUUGAAUCAGAUGAGAGGAUGGUUAGAACCAUAGCAGUUAUACUGUAGGCUACUUAUCAAGUGUAAAAACAUUCAGUCAUUUUUGCUCUGUUUUAGGAAGAUGAAGUUAUCCCCCAGCAGCACUUUAUAUCUAAUCACUGUACAAAGGGUUAAAUAGUCAAUCAAUUCAAGGUUUGAAAAAAAUAAGCCGAAGCAGCGGAGGCAUGCAGGAGCAAGACCUUCGCGGGGUGAUGCUGCAGUCGCUGUGCGCACCCCUCCAUUCUGUUGUCCUAGUUGUUAGCGAUCAUGUUCAGAUUUUGCCUUUUCGAGAGCGAAUGCAAAAGGUGCUCGUCGUUCACCUGACUGAAUCUCAUCUAUUGUACUUUACCGUCCUCUGUCAGGACUCUGCUUCCCAUCAUCCAUGACUGCAUACGCCUUUUUCCACAGCAUCGUGUCUGCAGCUUUUUGCCAAUAUAGUAACGCUUCAGUAGAGUAAUAGCUAGUACCAGUUUUUGAAUUAAUUCUCAUUACCAGUGAACACGGAGGAGGGAUUUUAAAGCACAAACCGGCUGCUCAUCUGAUGUUGGGACAUAAAUAACAAACCUGAAAAAGAGUAUCUGUGACUAUCUGUAGGGAACACAAAGAGGUCGUCACAUAUUUAGAACUUUUCAUAGAAAUUAUUGUGAAUUCAUCAGAGUUUAUUAUUUAGUUGGAGCCAGCUGAUUUGGUUGGAGGUUGAUUUCAGUGACCAUUAACAAAGACAGGAUUUUGUAUAAACUAUUGUGCUCUCUGUGGAACUGAAGUUUGAUUUAUUUUUGUACUACACAGCAUGGAUUUGUUGACAUUUUAAUUUUGCUAUAAAUGUGUGAGAUCACAAGUUGCUGUGAUAUUUCAUUUAUAAAUUGUGAACUUUGUACAAUUUUUGUCAUGCUGGAUGUUGAC
This is a messenger RNA of Archocentrus centrarchus (flier cichlid), 6509 nucleotides long. It is a transcript of the gene myt1lb, whose product is annotated as myelin transcription factor 1-like, b. NCBI's taxonomy places the organism in Eukaryota, Metazoa, Chordata, Actinopteri, Cichliformes, Cichlidae. Gene Ontology annotation, molecular function: zinc ion binding; DNA-binding transcription factor activity, RNA polymerase II-specific; RNA polymerase II cis-regulatory region sequence-specific DNA binding. Gene Ontology annotation, cellular component: nucleus. The transcript is spliced from 22 exons. Gene Ontology annotation, biological process: regulation of transcription by RNA polymerase II. The coding region runs from base 213 to 4160 and encodes 1315 amino acids. The record is from RefSeq and is a predicted model, not a curated record.